UGUUCAGGAAGUACCCGGUGCAGCAGGUCCGGUGUCCUCGGGGCCUGCAGGAGGCGGACUUCCUGGACCUGCUGAGGUCCACCUUCCCUCAGCUCGCUGAUCAGAAACGUUUCGACGUCUUCACGUCCGACAGGAGUAGGAGACUUCAGCCUCUGAGAGCGAAGACGCUGACGCCUGAGGAGAUCUGUCGGAGCAUCAGGCUAACAGGGUCUGGAAACUCCGCCCUCUACAUCCGACUGAAGACAGGAGAGGAUCCUCAGAGCAGCAGUGACAACCUUCAUCCUCUGCAGAGAACAGAUGAUCCUCCGUCCGUCUCCGCCACGACGUCUGCUGAUGAAACCGACACACGCACCAGGUUAUCGUCUCCCAGAGUUCAGUCUGAGAGGAGGAAGCGCGGCAGACCUCGCAUUGGCGAAGAACCGACUCACCACCUGCUCAGAGUCUGCAUGCUGGAGGACUCCCAGUCAGACUUGCUCUCAAACAAAGUGCUGAUGAAGUCCUCAGUACAGGAAGUCCGGUGUCCUCGGGGCCUGCAGGAGGCAGACUUCCUGGACCUGCUGAGGUCCGCCAUCCCUCAGCUGGCGGGAGAUGACAAACAGUUUGACGUCUUAAAGUCGGAAAGCAGCCGGAGACUCCAUCGUGUGAAAGUGAAGACGAUGACGCCAGAGGAGAUCUUCAGGAACACCAAGUCCAGCUGCCCCGACAAGACACUCCUCUACAUCCGACUGAAGACAGGAGAGGAAGAGGAGGAGGAGGAGGAGGAGGAGCUUCGCCUUGUGCAGAGAAAUGAUGAGGUCACCAGUGAUUCUCCGUCCUCCACCGCUGUGCUGAUCAGAAGUGACGGAGCCGACCUCAGUGCAAGCCCCGUUCAACACGUGGAGGGUAACGGA
This is a messenger RNA of Epinephelus lanceolatus (giant grouper), 890 nucleotides long. The record is from RefSeq and is a predicted model, not a curated record. Lineage: Eukaryota; Metazoa; Chordata; Actinopteri; Perciformes; Serranidae.